Molecule: messenger RNA, 2096 nt
Organism: Physeter macrocephalus (sperm whale)
Lineage: Eukaryota; Metazoa; Chordata; Mammalia; Artiodactyla; Physeteridae
Gene: SPATA33
Product: spermatogenesis associated 33
Exons: 3
Coding region: 1-651 (216 amino acids)
Cellular component (GO): cytoplasm; nucleus
Source: RefSeq, a predicted model, not a curated record
AUGGCCGGUCCGGCAGCGGCAGCCCUGGCAGAAGCGGACGGACUGGACCUCCCGGCGGCGUCAACCAAACCGACCGGUGCUGGCUGGCGGACUGGCGGGCGGGUAACUGCCGGGUCGCCGCCGCUUCCGGCGGCCGGGAGCUCUCGCGAGAGGACGGGCUGGUCUCGCGGGCGGUGGCGUUGCCGUGGCGACCGCGCGGGCCCGGGAGGCGGCGGCCGGGCCUCUUGUGAGGAGCCAAAGUCGGGGCGCACCUGUUCAGUCCCAGAGGCUACGGAAAGGCCGGUGGACAGGCCUUCACAAGAGUCUGAGAAGCCUCCAGACACCAAGCCUGCAGAGAGCUUCCAUGAGAAGAAAGGGGCAGCUAAGCGGCAGUGGCCUUCAUCUGAAGUGGAAGAAGAGUUCUUCCACAGACUUAUGAAAUACCCGGCUGUUUUCCUCCUUCUAGAGAAACCUGAUGUAAAUUCAGAAAAGAAGAAAUUUGCCGUCCCCCAGAUCGUCGUCACCACAGCCUCAAAAGAGACUCUGAUCAGCUACGGUUCCGCAGGAAUGGAGGAGCAGAGGACCAUUCGGGAAAGUGCUGAGCCAGGCCCGUUCUACCGACACAGGAGCCCCAGUACGGCAGACGCCUAUAAUUCACAGGCCAAAGAAUAAACAGGCACCCCAGUAGCUGCAGUCACUGUCUGUGCUCUGAGUCUCAGAGGUGAUGGCAAAGGGCUGCCCUAUCCUGUGGAAAGCUGCAGGUGCCCCUUCAGUAAGCAAGGCUCUCCCCAGCUUCUCCAAAGCCGCAGGCAGCUUGGCAGAGGGCAAGAGUGACUCUGGGGUAAUCGGUGAAGAGAUGACCCUGUUGGAGCUGUCUGGCUGUGCAGAGUGAUGAGCCGGUAGCCGGCAGCAUCUCUUGCUGGCUCUGGAUGGGCAUUAGAAGCCUUCCCGUUCGCUUCUGAAGGAGCGUGGUGUAAGCACUCAGCAGUUAACAGUGGAGGAGGUGUCCCCCACCCUUGAACAAAAGGUUGGACUCUGAGGACGAAACCUUAAGGUGUUAGGUCCCAGAACAGGGAAGUGCACAGUCACCUUGGAGGGUCCAAGGGCUCCUAGCUUGAGUAUUAAGGAUGCAAGGUAUUAUAGGAUCCAGGAGAAGAAUGUGGAUGCAGGAGUGGUGGCAGCCAUGGCACUUAGAACUGUGCAAGUGGCUUUGUCAGAGCUGCCCUGGGAGGAGGUGAGUUGAACUGACGACUUCCCCUCUUUCUGGCUGUGUCUGCGGACUCGUGGUGGGGAAGGGCCGUUCAGGGGACCCCCAGCCUCAGCUGUCUAUCCUCACCAGCAGCCCUCGGGUCAGACUCCACUCUCCUCCGGGGGGGCUGGAGAGAGCGCCCUGCCCGUCCCAGCUCAUAUGUUUAGUCUGAUGACAGUAUAUGUCAGCUUCCUUCGUUCCUGGAACGAUCAGCAGGCUGUACACAUGGUCUGUCUCUGUCUGUUGAUGAGGGUCAUAUUCUUUAGUAGUAAAUAGUACAAGUGACUUCCAAUCCAUGAGUUUUGGUAUAACCUAAGAAAAAAGAAAUUUCAUACUGACAUUGUUUACUAACCUUAUCAACAUCCUUAUUUGUAUUUAUUUAGUAUGUUUAUUUAUGCAUCCUGACUGCCACGACUAAAUAUUUAUACAGAAAAAUCAAGCCCAUACAAAGGUGAAUUUGAACCCAUUGGGUCAGCAUGCCUCUCCUUCUCUAUAAAGUUUCUAGUAGCUGUUGCAUUUAUAUUAUUUGACCUAGAAAUUGCCCUCCUCCUACCCCUGCCCUGAGCAUCUCAAACAAAUAAUCCAAAAACUAUACUUAACACGGCAUUAAUUCUAAUCUCAUCAUUAGCCGUGAACUUAGCUUAUCAGAAUUCAAAAACCACCAGCAUGAACUGAAUGUGGUAAUUAGUUUAAAUUAAAUAAUUCUGACUCAUGAUUAUUUAAUUUCAUAAUUAUCAAACGCCCUGAACUUACAUUUUCAUCAUUUUAGCAUUUACAGUAUAGUCCCCGUGACAGGAGAAGCUGCACCCCUCCUCCUACACGGGCCACUCACUGCCCUGCCUCGUUUUUCUCCUUAGCACGCCGUCUG